Molecule: messenger RNA, 1011 nt
Organism: Benincasa hispida (wax gourd)
Lineage: Eukaryota; Viridiplantae; Streptophyta; Magnoliopsida; Cucurbitales; Cucurbitaceae
Gene: SEF
Product: HIT-type Zinc finger family protein
Biological process (GO): chromatin remodeling
Source: RefSeq, a predicted model, not a curated record
CCGGAACAAAACAAACCCUUUACAACGAUUAGAUGUAUCAAUAAUCACUUUAUGCCUCUCAACUCCACGGUGGACUUGGUACUCCGACCGCCGUCUGUGUAAAUAUCCUGUUCAAAUAAACGACGGUCGCCGGAGUUGGGAACAGUGAACAUUCAACGAAAGUCCGUCGACUUGCAUUCCGCCCUUCUUCUUCUUCUCCGAUUCGUAGGUUCAUCGCGCUAAUUUCAGUCGCUUCGUUUUCUCAUUCACGGAUCUGAGUGUACGGUUUGUAGCUAGCGAUGGAUGAUGAUGCUACGAAUCCAUUCCGACGCAUGUCGAGCCGCAAUCGUAAGGUUGCUCCUAAGAUGGUUGCUGCCCUAGCGAGCAGCGACAACCGUACUCAGGCAGCUCUUGCUCGUCUCGAGGCACUGGAAAAUGAUAAUGCCGGAGUGGAAGCAGUCGAAAACAUUGACGAUGAGGAUGCUUCUCUCGAUGAUGAUGAGCAAGCAUACAUACAGAAGCGGCAAUCAAAGGGCACUAAGCGCAAAACUAGACAGGCAAAAGCACUUGAAGCUAAGAAGGCUCCCAAAACUUUUAUGGAGCUUCUGCACGAGGCAAAUUUGGAGUCUUUGCCUCCACAUGUUCCAUCAUACUUAAAGGCAGCCGUCGGACCUCCAAGCUCGACCUCCCGCCGGCAUUUCUGCACGGUUUGUGGUUUUGCUGCUAGCUACACGUGCAUAAGGUGUGGAAUCCGCUUUUGUUCCUGUCGUUGCCAGAAUAUACAUAAUGAUACUCGUUGUUUGAAAUUUGUUGCCUGAUAGUGAUAGGUGGGAGGCUUGUAGAUUGUAGUGAACUCGCUACUCAAUUCUCUGUAAAUUACAAUGUAGCUAUAAUACUUUUUUUUGUGAUACACAUUCAGCUUGUUCUAUCAAUUAAGAGCUUGUUUGGAAUGACUUUCAGAUGCAAUCCCGUGAAUGCCAUGAGACAAGCUAUCUCAUGACGAAGAUGGUAUCGAGGUCAUUUUUAUCGUAA